CUCAGUUUCGCGACUGCUCUCCCCCCAGACCACGACGAAUGGAGGCGUACGAGUGUCCUGUGUGCCACGAAAACAUCUACUAUGACGCAGCUCGGCGUAUGAUGCAGGCCGAUGUGUGCGGACACAGAAUGUAAGUGACUGCCGGCAGACACACACACAGCGCAGCAGCAUCACCUGUCUGUUGUCUGUUGUGUGCGCCCUUCAGAUGCUCCAAGUGCGUGGACAAGCAGUGUAAGGCAGCAGAAGAGCUCAUCGCCUGCCAUCUUCUGUGUCGCGUGUGUGUGUGUCACACAGAUCAGAAUCACUACACGAUAGCGUGUCCCAUCUGCCGGAAUCCCAUCAACAAGGACCAGUGGGGCGACAGAGAGCCGGACCAGAACGUAUAUGACGGCGAGAAGAGAGUCCGCAGGGACGUCAACGCGGUGUAAGCACAAUCGAAGACAGACAGACAGAGAGACAGGUGUCCGUGGUGGGUCUUCAGGUACAAUAGGACGAGGGAGGACUUCGCCAACACGCCACUUUACAACGACUACCUCGAGGAGAAGGAGGAAGUCGGUAAGGAUGGCACCCACAGAGGCAGCGCGGCAUCGGACACCGGACUCACCCAUCUGGCUGUGUGGUUCGCUCCUCUGCUGUGUGUUUUCUUCCUCCCUCCUCUCCGCCUUCAGUGUAUGUGUUGGUCUACAGCAGCCGAGAAGAGGAGAAAGCGGAGGCGCGCACCAAGCUCGAGAAAUACCGCAACGACAACGCCACAGCCAUAUCGGCUAACAGACAGAAACAGGUCGGACGGACACCUUCCACAAAUAAAUGACACCUGACGGCCGGCCGGCCUCACUGCUGUUUGGUCAUUUUCAGGAGGAUCAGCUGGCGCAGAAGAUCCGCGACAUCGUCAGCAAGGAAGGGGACUUCUACGAGCGCGUCAAAGUCAAGUUCCAGCCCGGAUUCGCACCCGCAGCGCAGAACCUAAAACUCACACACGUAUGUAUGCGUGUGUGUAUGCGUGUAAUCGAGGGCACCCAGUCCGUCCGUGUAUGUAUGUCUGUGUCUGUCUGUUGUGCUGUCUGCCUGGCAGCGUCUGAAGGUGCAGUACUCGCAUCUCUUCAGCGACACUGCUUCUCAGCGAAGGGCGGCGGCUGCGACAGCAGGGGCAUCGACCGGAUCUGCCGGGCUGCCCAGGGUGAGACGGACGGAUGGACACGCACUCCCUCUUUUUUUGUGUGUGUACCUGUCGGGACGCGUGUGUGCGUGUGGCCGAUUCAUGCAGCCGUUGGGCGCCUUUCCCAGUGAGGAUCGGCCGAUGCCGUCUGAGCGGGCAGACUACCAGAGAGCUGUGUAAGUGCAACGAGCACCCGCACGCACAUGCCCCUCCCUCAAUCGUGUAUGUAUCUGUGUGUUGUUGCGGUGUUGCUGGCUGGUCGUCGUUGGUCGAUCAGCGAGGCGCAGAAGGCAGCGGGAGGGUACAGUGCAGCGCUGUGCCGCCGGAAGGCCAGGCAGAUCCUCUACGACCCCUCCAAAUGGUCCACCUGAAUGAAGUCUGGAGCGAGCGACUAAGGAGGGUGGAUGGUAUGAGAGUGCUGCGACAGACAACGCGGGUGUUGAUAUGAUAUCGUGGGACGUGCAAACCGUAGACGAACAUGUUGGUGGAGAAGUGAAGAAAACCGGAAUACAUAGUCCGUUCAGACAGACACACACACACAUGGUACACAUGGUCCGAGGGGUCGGGGGGAGUGGCGUGGACCCUUCGGACCAAAACAUGAGACAGGCUAUCGACAUCAUCGAGACACCGACGCGCACCCACACAUUGGCUGAAAAAGCUUUCUG
Vitrella brassicaformis is the source of this 1821-nucleotide messenger RNA. The record is from the annotation of a GenBank genome assembly. NCBI's taxonomy places the organism in Eukaryota, Vitrellaceae.